AGUGUUUGCGCUUAUCCAUAUACACACACACAAUAGCACCCCCUCUCGCUCAGUUUUUUCAUUUGCGCUUGCUCGCAAUGUGUUGCUUGCGCUCACAACAUUCUCUGCUGCGAGCGCUCAACUCUCUGUACACCGUUAUAAGUGUGCCACAAAACCAACCAAUCACAGACUUGGUUUCAAAAAUUCUGAUUGGCUCUUACAGUCUCCAAUCAGCUCGCUAGCUGCUGCAUUCCGGAAACAGUCCGAAAUGUAGCUAAAUCCAGCUAAACUCAAUUAAACCCCAAUUUGCGGAUAAUAUCUUUAAUUAUUUUAUUUUAAAAUAUAUUAUUUGUUAAGACUAUCGUUGGUGUAGUAUAAUGUAGUUGCAUUAUACAACCAUGCCAACUGACUCUCCAAAUUAUAUUUGAGUAGCUCUCUUUUAUGUCGUCGAAUACUGAACAGCAGCACGAAAACAACAUGUCCCGGCCACAUGACAUACUGAGACAGCAAAUGAUGCAUAGACUCCUCUCUAAACUGGAAGCUGCUUUAAACCAACAACCACUAAAUCUGGAUUAUUUGGAGUUCUUGACUCGUCAUGAGCUUGUUCUGUUUGAAUCUUUCUCUCAGCAAAUAGGUGGUCUGUCAGAGAUUACAGAGGCUCUACAAAAUGUUCAUCAUCUGGUUCAGUGUGAAAUUAACAUCACCUCUGUGGGAAUUAUUGAACUGGAAACAGAAGUUGGUCUGGGACCUGGCCACCCCAAAAUCGUACUAGAGAGAGAAAAACUGAAGAACUUGUUGGACACUCAGCUGCCAGUCAGCUGCAUCGCUAAAUGUCUUGGUGUUUCAAGAAGAACAAUCUUCAGGAGGAUGCAAGAAUUUGACUUGUCUGUGAGAGGAACAUACAGCACAAUGAAUGACCAAGAGCUGGACAACAUCAUAUCGACUAUCAAAAAUCAGAUGCCAAAUGCUGGCUAUCGAAUGGUUCAAGGACAUUUGGUUUCUAUGGGUCUCCGUGUUCAGUGGUGGAGAAUGAUGGCCUCCAUGCAUCGAGUUGAUGCUGUUGGGAUCUUCACACGGAUUACAGAACUAGGCUGUGUUGUGCGAAGAAGCUACUCGGUGCGAGGCCCUCUCUCCCUUGUCCACAUAGACACAAAUCACAAGCUAAUAAGGUACAAUGUUGUGAUCUUUGGUGGAGUGGAUGGCUACUCAAGGAAGGUCCUGUACUUGGAUGCAGCAACUAACAACAGGGCAAAAACUGCAUUCUCAUUUUUCCUGAGAUCAGCCCAGCUUCACGGCUUGCCAUCAAGGGUUAGGGCAGAUCAAGGAGUAGAAAACCUGGACAUUGCACAUUUCAUGUUUGCCACAAGAGGAACAGGGAGAGCGAGUUUCAUAUCUGGAAAGAGUGUCCACAAUCAGAGAGUAGAACGACUUUGGCGUGAUGUCUAGAUUGCAGUCACUAGCAAGUACCAUGAUGUUCUUCACUCACUUGAGGAGGAUGGCCUGCUUGACAUUUCAGAUGUCAUUCAUCUCUUUGGUGUCCACUACAUCUUUGUCCCUCGACUCCGAGCAGAUCUUGUCACCUUUGUUGGAGGAUGGAAUAAUCAUCCCCUCAGGACAGAAGGUGGUCUCACUCCUGAACAGCUCUGGUGUAUGGGACAUCUACAAGAGCUGGACGACGGCGAGAGACUUGAGGAGCUUCAGGAUCCAGGCAUUGACUGGGAGAGUGCUGUACUGCAAGAAGAAUCUAACAGCACAGUUGUGGUUCCUGAAAUUGAAUGCCCACUGGAUGAGGAAACCCUGGAGGGACUUCAGAGAACAAUUAAUCCCUUGGAACAUUCAGAAUCUUACGGUUGUGACCUGUAUAUACAAUUCUUGCUACUGGUGUCAAACCAACAGUGACACUUAAGAUGGACGUGAAAGUCAACGCUCUUUUGUUCUCAAAUACUGGAUUUCUUUGUUGAAAGAUUACAGAUUACAAUUCAGAUUACAAGUAGACAAUCAAACAAAGCACUUGCUUAUUAUCUAUCAACGUAGGACCCUACACAAAGUUUUGAAGUCUUAUCAUUUUCAUGAAACAGCUACGAACAUCUUAACAGCUAAUGUUUAGAAACAUUUUACUCAUUUAGUUUCCAAAUUACAAGACAACAAUGUGUUAAACUCUGUGGAAUCCACCACCAUAUCUAACUGCUGCACUCAUUAUGGUUUUAAACAUUGUGUAAGUGUCCAGAUGCUGCACUGGAAAAGUCACAGUACAAGUGCAUGCACUCACAACUGGGUAACAAAUUGAGUGAUCUCCCAGCCGCUCCUUACAUUCGUGGUCAAA
Molecule: messenger RNA, 2302 nt
Organism: Oreochromis niloticus (Nile tilapia)
Lineage: Eukaryota; Metazoa; Chordata; Actinopteri; Cichliformes; Cichlidae
Exons: 7
Coding region: 421-1425 (334 amino acids)
Biological process (GO): DNA integration
Source: RefSeq, a predicted model, not a curated record